Molecule: messenger RNA, 4682 nt
Organism: Notolabrus celidotus (New Zealand spotty)
Lineage: Eukaryota; Metazoa; Chordata; Actinopteri; Labriformes; Labridae
Gene: kcnh3
Product: potassium voltage-gated channel, subfamily H (eag-related), member 3
Exons: 15
Coding region: 1-3618 (1205 amino acids)
Biological process (GO): potassium ion transmembrane transport; regulation of membrane potential
Cellular component (GO): membrane
Molecular function (GO): voltage-gated potassium channel activity
Source: RefSeq, a predicted model, not a curated record
AUGCCGGUGAUGAGAGGGCUGCUGGCCCCACAGAACACCUUCCUGGACACCAUCGCGACGCGCUUCGAUGGAACCCACAGCAACUUUGUUCUGGGGAACGCCCAGGUGCAGUCGCUCUACCCCAUCGUCUACUGCUCCGACGGCUUCUGUGAGCUCACGGGUUACGCCCGGGCAGAGCUCAUGCAGAAGAGCUGUGCGUGUCACUUCCUGUACGGCCCCGAGACGAGCGACAAGUUAACGGCUCAGAUCCAAGGAGCGCUGGACGAGAGGAGGGAGUUCAAGACCGAGCUGGUCUUCUACAAGAAGGAAGGAACGCAGUUCUGGUGUCUUCUGGACAUUGUGCCCAUCAAGAAUGAGAAGGGCGAGGUGGUUCUGUUCCUCGUGUCCCACAAAGACAUCACGGACAAGAAGAAGGACCAGGACCCGGAGCAGGGACCUGAAACAGAUGAAGAAACCGGUCUGGAGGUGCAUCAGGUCACUCGACCACCCGGAUUCAACUCAAACCGUCGCCGCAGCAGAGCCGUCCUCUAUCACCUCUCCGGACACCUGCAGAAACAAGACAAGAGCAAGCUCAAGAUCAACAAUAACAUGUUCGGGGAGAAGCCUCCGAUCCCCGAGUACAAGGUAGCAGCCAUCCAGAAGUCCCGCUUCAUCCUGCUCCACUACGGGACCUUCAAGGCCGGCUGGGAUUGGCUGAUUCUGCUGGCGACUUUUUACGUGGCGGUCACCGUGCCCUACAACGUGUGUUUCACCGUGGUGGGAGGGCGGGAUGAGGGGAGCAGCACCGCCCCACGGAGCCCGCCCAGCGUCAGCGACAUCCUCGUAGAGAUCCUGUUUAUUUUAGACAUCCUGCUGAACUUUCGAACCACCUUCGUGAGCACAUCGGGUCAGGUCGUGUACGACGCCCGCUCCAUCUGCGUUCACUACGUCACCACCUGGCUCUUUGUCGACCUCAUCGCCGCGCUGCCCUUUGACCUGCUGUAUGCUUUCAACGUCAGCGUGUACUUCGGGGUUCAUCUCUUGAAGACGGUUCGCCUGCUGCGGUUGCUGCGGCUGCUGCAGAAGCUGGAGCGGUACUCUCAGUACAGCGCCGUGGUUCUCACGCUGCUGAUGUCCAUGUUCGCUCUGCUGGCUCACUGGAUGGCGUGCGUCUGGUACUUCAUCGGCCGGAGGGAGCUGGAGAGUCCCGGCUCCUGGGAUAUCGGUUGGCUCCAUGAGCUCGCCAAGCGCCUGGGCUCCCCGUACUUCCUGUCCCCUCUCACCACGCUGGUCUCCUCCACCGUCAGCAGCCCGGGCAACAGCAGCCAGUGGAACGUGUCGGGGUCAGAGGUCACGGGUCCGAGCUCCUGGAACUCCACCCAAGCUUACGGGAACGUGUCCGGAGGAGAGGCCGUGUCUGGGAUGGGCAGCGGGGGAGGAGGUUUCGGGGCGCUGGGUGGAGGGCCCUCAAUGAGGAGCAGCUACGUGACGUCCCUGUACUUCGCUCUGAGCAGUCUGACCAGCGUUGGGUUUGGAAACGUGUCGGCCAACACGGACUCAGAGAAGAUCUUCUCCAUCUGCACCAUGCUCAUCGGAGCUCUGAUGCAUGCCGUCGUGUUUGGUAACGUGACGGCCAUCAUCCAGCGGAUGUACUCACGCCGCUCGCUCUAUCACACCCGCACCAAAGACCUGAAGGACUUCAUCAGAGUCCACCGGCUGCCCAAAGCUCUGGAGCAACGCAUGCUGGAGUGUUUCCAGACCACCUGGUCCGUCAACAACGGGAUCGACGUCAGUGAGCUCCUGAAGGACUUCCCGGACGAGCUGAGGGCCGACAUCGCCAUGCACCUGAACAAGGAGCUGCUCCAGCUGCCUCUGUUCGAGUCGGCCAGCAGAGGCUGCCUGCGCUCGCUCUCCCUCAUCAUCAAGACCUCCUUCUGCGCUCCGGGAGAGUUCCUGAUUCGGCAGGGAGACGCCCUGCAGGCCAUCUACUUCGUCUGCUCGGGGUCCAUGGAGGUUCUGAAGGACAACACUGUGCUGGCUAUACUGGGUAAAGGAGAUCUGAUUGGCUCGGACUACCUGACGAAGGAGCAGGUGAUAAAGACCAACGCCAACGUGAAGGCGCUGACGUACUGCGACCUGCAGUACAUCAGCCUGAAGGGCCUCAGAGAAGUCCUGCGGCUGUACCCGGAGUACGCUCAGAAGUUCAUCAGCGAGAUCCAACACGACCUCACGUACAACCUGAGGGAGGGCCACGGCGCCGACGGGGAUUGGGAGAGUAACGGCGGCCUGGUGAAGAAGCUGCCCUCCAUCCGUGAGGACGAGGAGGGCGAUGAGGAUCAGAACUCGGUGUCACGGGCCCCCCGCUCCCCGCUGCGUCUCAGCAGGGGACUCAACUCGCCCCUGCGCUCGCCCCUCCUCCCUCCGAGGCCCUUCCGCGCUCCCUCUGAGCACUGCCGCCCCACCACCCUGCAGAUCCCCGUGGUCAGCUUCAGCUGCGCUCCGCCUGAACUCAGCCCCAGAUUCGUGGACGGCAUCGAAGCUGAGAGCAUCUCCAACUCAUCGCAGAAGUUUGAGUUCAGUCCCAGCAUGUCUCCUGCAGCGCCGCCCUCCCCAUACCACGGGAGCCGGGAUCACUCUGAGAUCAAGCAGAGCGUGUCCAAACUGAGUGAGGAGAUGAACAGUCUCUCCAAACAAGUCUCCACGCUCAGCCAGGAGCUGCAGGAAAUGACACGCCUCCUCAAGCCCCUCCUCCAAACCGCUCUGCCGCAGCCAAUCCUGAUGAACAUGAUGCCAAAUUUCACCCCGCCCCCGAGCAGUGCCAGCCAGUUAUCGACGAGCACCUGCCUCAUGGUCCCACCCUCCUCCACACCCUGUCCCCUGCAGAGACCGGACACUCACUCCCUGUUGGACAGCGGGGACCUGGAGGGGGUGGACCUGCCGGGUUGCCUUCUGCCCACUCCUCAUUCACCACAAAGGCCUAGCUCCUCUCCUUCAUCCCCCCCACAGCCCCCAUCCAAACUUCAGAGCCUCCACUCCAACUUCCCCCCGCCUCAGGACAGACUUCCUGAAGGAUCCCCUGCCCCGCGGAGCCCCCAUGCCUCCCCCAGUAAUGGGAUGAUUCUGCCCCCCCUGCAGGACCAGCCCCCUUUGGUUUCCCGCACUCCUUCACCUUCGCUUUCUUUCUCAAUGUCUCUCUCCUCCUCUUCAUCUCUCUCUCCAUGCCAAGGCCCCCACCUGUCCCGACCUGGUAGCUGCACCAGCCGAGGCCACCUCCCUCGGCCUCCCUCCCAAGACACCCCACCUCCUCCUCCUCCCUCCUCCUCCCACUGCUCAGCUCCUCCGUCCCUCACAGCCUCCCCCGGAGACUCUCGGCUGAGACCUUCCCCGUCCGUACCUCUCGUCUCUCCCCCAACCGCCCCCUUCCACCCCUCCACCCAGUCCCUGCCCGUGUCUUUGGACUCUACGAGGAGAGGCACCCAGACUCCACCUUGGUGCAAGUCCCAGCUGCACUGCAGGGAGGCAAAACCUACGACUCCCCCGCAGGAGGUGGAGAUGCAGGAGUGGGGAUCACAGAUGGAGGAGGACAGAUCCUCCACGGAGCACAUCAGCUUCAUUGAUGAAGAGGAACCGGGGUUAUGAACGAGUGAACCGAGCAGAGGUGAAAGGUGACAAAGGAGAGGAAAUAAAGAAACCGGGGAGACGUCGUCUGCAUGAAACGAAAACCAAGAGGAGACAAAACGGCAGAACAAAGGAGGAACAGGAAACAGAAGUCGGCCCACGACUGGACGCAGCUGUCAGCACAUCAGUGUGAAGGUGUGUUUACCUUCGCUGAUCCGCCAGAGCUGCAGCAGCACACAGCAUCAGGACUUCAGUAGCAACAGUCGCUCUGCAGCUGCUGGGACACACAGGACCAGGAAACGUCUUUACAGCUGGUUCAUUUCACCCGUGGAGACGACUGAGCUCCUUUAAAUGUUGAUUUCUUUUUUUAGUCGUCUCCUCUUCAGAGAACACACGUCUGAGGUGGAAGUCACGUCUUUGCUGGAGCCGGACGGUUCGAGAUGCCACUAGGAAUGUAAACGUGUCAUUCAGUCUCCAUCACAUCAGGUUGCAUCAUCUGGAAGGCUUCAUCAUGGGAUUAUUGGAGGAGGUAAACACCCGGCUGGCAUCAAAUCAUCUCCUCAGAGUCAUUCCUUUUGCUUAUUUUUGCAUAAAGAUGGUCAAAUCUGUUUCAACCUGCCCACAUUUUCCUUCCCUGUAAUGAAAGUUUGAAGUGGAGGAUGCUAACACGCAGAGAUACUUCACUUAUUGGAGGUAUACGUCUGAGUUAGCCACCGGGACGUGUGCCAAAGACAAAGGCAAGAGAAGCGCGGGGGAACCUCUAGAAUCAUAAUCAGCAGCCAUAUAUAUCUGUUCGUCACCAUCAUGACUGUUUACAACCAGCCAAUCAGAUUGUAUAGCAAGAACUCCCACAUCACUCCUGAGCUUUAGCCAUCCAGCCAUUCGUGCCUUCUCCACAUAAAGACAUGAGACUCCACCACAGUCCUCACCUGUUACCUACAGGAACACAUCUGGAUCCAAACUUUUACACAGACAGCCAUCAGUGUCACCCUCAGAGACCAUGAGCACCUUUAUCUAAGUUAUUUAUUUAUUUAUGGAGGAGAAGUGAUUUAUUUUUUGAAAGCAAUGAGAAGUUAUUUUGCAUG